This is a messenger RNA of Aureobasidium uvarum, 975 nucleotides long. NCBI's taxonomy places the organism in Eukaryota, Fungi, Ascomycota, Dothideomycetes, Dothideales, Saccotheciaceae. The record is from the annotation of a GenBank genome assembly.
AUGGCUCGACAGAAGAAGGCUGCCGUGGCUCCUGCCACUCCCAAGGCCGGAUCCGGCGACGAGGCUCCCGUUACCCCCGCCACUGAAGUCAAGAAGACUCCUAGAAAGCGAGCACCUGCCAAGGUCUUCAACAAGCUGUCGACUGCUCUCAGCAGUGCUGCCCCCGUCGACGUGACCUUUGAGAACGACACGGUCCAGAGCAAGCCUCUGGCCAAGGACGCCAACCAUGGACAGACCGUGAGACUCGUUGCCGCCCAACCUUUCGAAUUGGUCGCCUCCUGCAUGCUUGACAACGGUCUUCAAGCAAUCAUCAUCAAGCCCAGUGCUCCUUUCCCAUUCAUGAAGCUCCCCAAGAUUCUCCGCACCAGAAUCCUGAGCCUGAACCUGGCUCCUACCACCAAGGGCAGAAUCGAGAUCGUCACCGAAAGCAAGAGCGGCAGCGUCAAGACUAAGGACUACUCGAAGGAGUUCAAGGAGGAUGCACACUGCACUCAUGCCAAGCACAGAGUUGCCAUCGCUCAGUUGAACAAGGAGAUCGCUGUCGAAGCGCGCCAAAUCCUCUACAGCUACAAGCUCCGCUUCGACUCCACCACCACCCUGCUCAACUUCCUCAGCUUGGUUGGAGAGGAGGCUCGUAAGGCCAUGUCGACCAUCGCCAUCGUCAGCUACAUCAAGGCUACCGCCAUGCCUUGCAUGAACAUGUUGGCAGACUGCCGUAACCUCGAAAAGGUCGUCAUCGUUGGCGGCGUUGGCACCAACAGCACUCCUCAGAAGACUGCCAAGUCGUUCUUCACCGAAAGCGGCCGCCUGCUGCAGACCCUCGUCCACGCUGCUGAUGGCAACAAGGACGCUGCACUCAACAUUGUCACCUUUGGCAAGAAAUGCUUCAGCAUCAAGGAGGAAGACAAGCUUGUCGACUGGGACCAGGAGCAGACCGAUGAGUUCACCGAGCUGAUCACUGACAAGCUGAAGUAA